Messenger RNA from Ostreobium quekettii, 756 nucleotides. The record is from the annotation of a GenBank genome assembly. Lineage: Eukaryota; Viridiplantae; Chlorophyta; Ulvophyceae; Bryopsidales; Ostreobiaceae.
AUGAGCACUGAAUUACCUGACGAGAUCAAGCGAUGGACGGCAAAGCGCCGCACUGCCCUGGUUCUCGAGAUCCUGCGCGGAGAAACCACGGUCAAUGAGGCCGCGCGCAAGCAUGACCUCAAGCCCUCGGAUAUCGAGCACUGGAAGGAGACCUUCCUGGCCGCUGGAGAGAAUGGUCUCAAGAGCAGACCCAAGGAGGAGCUCGAGCGCAAGGACGCCGAGAUCAAGAAGCUCAAACAGAAGGUCGGCGAGCUGGUCAUGGACAUCGACAUCCUCAAGGACGUGCAGGAAAAGAAGACCGGCAAAACCGCAAAGGUCAUCGACCUGGCGAAAGCCAAGCGCGAGAAGGAGCUGACGGCCAGGAUUCACGCGCUGGUCAAGACGCACCCGAGCUGGGGAUAUCGCAGGAUCUGGGCGUGGCUCAGGCAUCGCGACAAGCUGCUCAUCAACAACAAGCGUGUGCGUCGCAUCAUGCGUGAGAACAACUGGCAAGCUCGCAAGAUCAUCCGCACGCCGAGGCCGCGUGUGCAGGAGAGGAAGUCGGUGUCCAGUCAGCCAAACGAGCGCUGGGCCAUAGACGCGACGAGCUUGUGGAGCGAAGAGGACGGCUGGAUAGGCGUGAUGGCGGUGAUCGACUGCUGUACGCGGGAGAUCGUGGGUUUCGACAUCGCCAAGCGAGGAAGGGCGGUCGAGGCAGAAAGAGCGUUGGAGCAAGGGUGUCUGGAGCAGUUCGGGCUGGUGUAUCCCAAGGGAGAA